Messenger RNA from Trachemys scripta elegans, 1299 nucleotides. It is a transcript of the gene CATSPER3, whose product is annotated as cation channel sperm associated 3. Gene Ontology annotation, molecular function: monoatomic ion channel activity. Bases 1 to 1212 code for a protein of 403 amino acids. The transcript has 8 exons. Gene Ontology annotation, biological process: transmembrane transport; monoatomic ion transport. The record is from RefSeq and is a predicted model, not a curated record. Lineage: Eukaryota; Metazoa; Chordata; Testudines; Emydidae. Gene Ontology annotation, cellular component: membrane.
AUGGAGCCUACAGAAUCUUUUCAUCAGAGACGACUUGUGUCGAACUUGGUUGUUGAAAAUUUUAAAUCCUCGUCUGAUGCUGACAUGAAACGCACUCUGUUCUGGCGAUUCAGGAGACGGGACACUGAAUUUUGUGCAUAUAUACGCAGAUUACUGCAGAAUCCCCUGCUCAACUCAAUCAUGAUAAGCAUCAUCUCACUCAAUGCAGUGUUCUUGGCCUUGGAAACUGAUUAUGCUAUUAAGCUUAAUUCUUACGCAUAUCUGGAGCUGGUCGAUCUGAUUAUUAUAUCCAUCUACACCACAGAGAUUUUGCUGAAGUUUUAUGUGGAUCCCUUGAAUUACUGGAGGAGUGGCUAUAACCUGUUUGAUGUUCUCAUACUUCUCAUUGCUUACCUCCCAUAUACCAUUGACAAAAAUGACAUCAAACACUACAGAACAUGGGACAUAAUUAAUGGUUUCCAGGCACUCAAGAUUCUGAAGCUUAUCUCCUACAGCAGAGGCAUGAGGAGUUUGAUAACAGCUCUAGGCCAGACUGUGAAGACUGUGAUCUACGUCCUUGUCUUGCUGUUCCUGUUAAUGUUUACCUUUGCCAUUUUGGGUUACGGAUUGUACGGAGACCCUGAAACCGGAGACAGUAAAAACUGGGGCAACCUAGCCUCUGCCCUUUUCACGCUCUUCUGUUUAGUAACGGUUGACGGCUGGACGGACUUUCAGGAUGAAUUAGACCAAUAUGGUUUUAGUGCUAGCCGAGCCUUCACAAUAGUGUUCAUCUUGCUGGGGUUCUUUUUGUUUUUCAAUAUGUCUAUUGGAGUUGUGAUUAUGAAUAUCCAGGAUUCCACUCAGAAUUAUGAACGAGAGCUUAAAGCAGAAAAACAAGCUGCUCUUCGGGCAAAAAAACAGGCCAUAUUACAAAGACAACAGGAAGAAGUAAACAGGCUAAUGCACCAGCAGAAAACCAGUGAAUAUAAAACCUUCAGUGAAUUGGUGGAGGACUUUAAAAAGACAUUACAUCAUUCUGAUCCUAUGGUCUUAGAAGAUUUUUGUGCCAGUAUCCCAUUUAUUGAUCUUUAUUUGACAUCCCUCGAUCUUCAGGAUAACACAGUUUAUAGGUUACAAGAACUCUAUUAUGAACUAGUUGGCACGUUGAACAGCAUCUUGGAAGAUGUAAGAGAAAAAUCCGUGCUGCCCCCUGAGAAAGAUAUGAAGAGUUAAAUGUUCUAGUGUAGAAAAUGUGAUGCUUUGCCAUUGUAAAAAACAUUGUUUAAAAACAGAGCAUAAAUAUACAUAAAUAAAAAUAAC